AUGGACCACGAGCGCAUCGAGCACGUCGGUAUCAGAGAUUCUCCCCCUUCCUUUGCUGGCUCCGACGAGGACCUGUCGGAGCACUACACCCGGUACCCUAACAGGUGGUCCAAGUACCGCGAGUACAUCAGGGAACCCGCCGCCGAGUUUUUCGGGGUCAUGAUUCUCAUCAUCUUCGGUGCUGGUGUCGAUUGCCAGGUCGUCCUCUCGUCGGACACCAGGGUAGCCUCCUCGCCCAAGGGUGAUUAUCUCUCCCUCAACUUCGGCUGGGCGGUCGGUACCGCCCUCGGUGUCUGGGUUUCUGGCGGCAUUUCUGGCGGACACAUCAACCCGGCGGUCACGAUUGCGCUUGCGACAUUCCGCGACUUCCCCUGGCGCAAGGUCCCCGCCUACAUUUUUGCCCAGGUCAUGGGCGGUCUCUGCGGUGCCGGUAUCAUUUACGCAAACUACAUCCACGCGAUCGACCUUGUCGAGGGCGGCCGGCACAUACGCACCGUCCCUGGCACGGCUGGCCUGUUCUCCACCUACGCAAUGGAUUACAUGACGUCGGUGUCAUGCUUCUUUGACGAGUUCGUGGGAACCGCCGUCCUCCUUAUCGUCGUGUGUGCUAUUGGUGACGCGCGGAACGGCCCCCCGCCUCCGGGCCUUGCACCCCUCGUCCUGUUCAUCAUGAUUCUCGGCAUCGGUGCCUCCCUCGGAAUGCAGACUGGAUACGCCAUUAACCCCGCGCGUGAUCUUGGCCCUCGGCUGUUGACCGCUAUGGUUGGGUACGGCUCAGGUGUCUUCACGUUCCGGAGCCACUACUGGCUUUGGUGUCCUGUCAUUGCGCCCAUUAUCGGUGCCCUCUUCGGCGUCUUUGUCUACGACACCCUCUUCUUCACCGGCGCGGAGAGCCUGCUGAACAGACCUGACGCAAAAGCACGCGCACACCAUGAGCGUGCACGGAACCAAGAACGCGGGCGGCCCAUCGCCGGCGUCGAAAACGUCUAA
Trametes versicolor FP-101664 SS1 is the source of this 990-nucleotide messenger RNA. Its product is annotated as aquaporin. Lineage: Eukaryota; Fungi; Basidiomycota; Agaricomycetes; Polyporales; Polyporaceae. Gene Ontology annotation, cellular component: plasma membrane. The coding region runs from base 1 to 990 and encodes 329 amino acids. The record is from RefSeq and is a predicted model, not a curated record. The transcript has 8 exons. Gene Ontology annotation, biological process: glycerol transmembrane transport; water transport. Gene Ontology annotation, molecular function: water channel activity; glycerol channel activity.